AUGGUGAAGCCCAGUGAAAAGCUGCUCCAGGAACUGCGAGCAUAUAUGGAAGAGGAGGACUUCCUGCUGGAGGUCUCUUGCUGGGCGUGGGAAUAUUGCAUGAAGUUCCCCUUCGAGGCGCCCAGCCGCUGGGAGCAUCCCUUGGAGUUCACUCAGCUGCAUGCAGAGUACAGAGAGCUUUUCGAAGGCAGAGCCAAUGAGUUCUGCGAACAGGAGGGAUUGGACAUUCAAGAACUCCUGCAGGGGGUGGCCAGCAGUCUGCGGGAAGAGCCUGGAGACACGCGGGCUCUCAUCGACUCCUUGACAGCAUCAGAGGACUACCUCUCCUUUUGCAAGUUUAUGCAGCGUGUGCGCCAGCGGCGAGACUGGGCCGAGGGGCGUGAGGUUGUGCCCGUGGAGGAGGAUCUUGGCCCCAAAGUACCCACGCCAAAGCGCGGCUUGGAACAGGUACCAGAAGAGGAGCAGGACGUGCAGGUUUAUGUUGGGGUGGUGGGGGCAAACAGGUGA
This is a messenger RNA of Durusdinium trenchii, 507 nucleotides long. The record is from the annotation of a GenBank genome assembly. Lineage: Eukaryota; Dinophyceae; Suessiales; Symbiodiniaceae.